This is a messenger RNA of Amorphotheca resinae ATCC 22711, 2535 nucleotides long. RefSeq lists its product as hypothetical. Gene Ontology annotation, biological process: fungal-type cell wall biogenesis; transmembrane transport. The transcript has 2 exons. NCBI's taxonomy places the organism in Eukaryota, Fungi, Ascomycota, Leotiomycetes, Helotiales, Amorphothecaceae. The coding region runs from base 119 to 2425 and encodes 768 amino acids. The record is from RefSeq and is a predicted model, not a curated record.
UGGAGGGGAAGAUUCGUGUCAACCCCCGAUUCACCAACGACGUCGUCGGUAGUCCCGGGACAACAACACCCUUUCCUCUGCGCCGCGAGCAGCAACCAUCAUCAAAACAACCGCCGCCAUGAGGAAUUCGAUAUUCCUCUCGCCCUUUGUCUUCCUGACAUCCCUUCUCUCUUUCCUUUCAAGCGCCUCCGCCAUCCGGUUAAUCGAGACCAAGUCCCUGAAUACCUGCCAGGCCAAUUCGAGUUUGACAGCCAGUUUAUUCAAUGUCGUCUUCACACCAGAUAACUUAACGCUCACAUUCGACAUCGUCGGUGUUUCUUCCAUCCAGGGCAAUGUGUCGUUCGGGAUCCAGGUCUCGGCCUAUGGUUACGUCUUCCUCCGGGAGACCCUCAACCCGUGUACUAUGCCCAACCUGAGCGGCAUGUGCCCCAUGAGCACCGGGCAGAUCGAUAUCUCGUCAGACCUUCAGCUCUCGCAGGACACCGUCAACAGGAUCCCAGGCAUUGCUUAUGGAGUUCCGGAUCUCGAUGCUAAUGUUAAGGUUCAAAUCAACUCUACGACUCACCCAGAUGUUAGUUUGGCCUGUGUUGAAGCCAACUUGUCGAACGGGAAGUCCGUGUAUCAGAAGGGAGUGGGCUGGACGACUGCUGUGAUCGCUGGUUUGGCUCUCGUCGCCUCCGCUGUGACCUCCGGCUUGGGACACUCGAACACCGCUGCCCACGUUGCUUCGAAUGCACUGUCUCUGUUCGGUUACUUUCAAGCACAGGCAAUUGUAGGCUUGACAGCGAUUCCCCUCCCGCCAAUCGUGCAAUCCUGGACACAGAACUUCGACUGGAGUAUGGGUAUCAUCGAGGUUGACUUCAUGCAAUCAAUUGCGACAUGGUACCAGAAGUCUACAGGAGGGACGCCGGCCACGCUUCUCAACAGUCUGACCACGACCUCUGUUCAAGUCGAAAAGAGAUCGCUGGCUCAAUUGGGGAAGCGAUCUGUCGAUACGACUAUCAAGCUGCUGACUCGAGCCCAUGAGCUGGCUACGCGGGACACCAGUCCUAGCACCUCUGGAACCUAUAUUGUCAAGGGCAUGAAGCGAGUCGCAUUUCGCGCCCAAAUCGAAUCUACGAAUCUCUUUUUGACAGGUCUAAUCUUCUUCAUGAUCUUCAUUGUCUUCACCAUUAUCUGUGUGGCUCUCUUCAAGGGAUACUGCGAGAUGGCUGUCAGGGCGCGCUGGAUGAAGAGUGACAAGUUCCAGGACUUCCGCAAUGGAUGGCUUACUGUUCUCAAGGGUAUCAUGUACCGCAUGGUUCUGAUCGGGUACCCGCAAAUGAUCAUUCUCUGUUUGUGGGAAUUUACGCAGGAUGACUCCGCAGCCGAAAUUGUCCUCGCCGUCUUCUUCUUCUUCGGUAUGACCGGGACCUUGGCCUGGGCCGCAGCGAAAGUUAUCCUCAUCGCAAAGCGUUCAGUCCAGAUGCACAACAAUCCCGCCUACAUUUUAUACUCCGACCCAUCUGCUCUGAACAAGUGGGGUUUCCUCUACGUCCACUUCAGAGCCACGGCCUACUACUUCAUCCUGCCGGUCCUGGUGUACAAUUUGAUCAAGGGCAUGUUCAUUGCUUUUGGGCAGAACGCCGGGAUCGUCCAGGCCAUCGCACUUCUGAUAAUUGAGGCACUCGCGUUGAUCGGAUCUAGCGUUAUUCGACCAUGGAUGGACAAGAGCACGAACACUUUCAACAUCUCUAUUUGUGCUAUCAAUCUGUUGAACGCCAUCUUCCUCCUGGUCUUUACGGCCGUUUUUGACCAGCCGGGCCUGGUUACCGGUGUUAUGGGCGUCGUACUUUUCAUUAUCAAUGCGGUUUUCUCAUUAAUCCUCCUCAUUCUUGUGUUGGUCGCCACCAUCUACGCGUUCGUUCGAAAGAACCCAGAUACUCGAUACCAGCCGGUGGCCGACGAUCGCGCUUCAUUCAUCAAGUCUCAGACCCAGUUAACGACUGAGCUGGAUGCACUAGGCGCUACUGCUAGAGGCGAUGUCAAGGGCGGGUACAAACACAAUCUUGACCUCGAUGACGACAAUGAAUCGUGGUCUUCAGAUUCCAUGAGGCACCCGACGAACCAACAACAGCCACCCUCCACAUCCAACUCCUCUGGUAUCUAUAGGGAGCCGCCUCACUCGCCUGUCGACCCAUCAGUACCGCUCUUCCCCGCUGGCAGCCGUGGAGCUCCUCCAAGUUACAUGGACGAUCCUCGGGCUAUGUAUCAAGGGGGUCAACCUGAGAGCCGGCCGAACAGCGAUUUGCCAUUGAUGAGCAGAUCCAACCUGGGCCCAACGGCCCCCUUCUCAAGGGACUCGGCAGCAUCGUCGAAUGCAUCAGCAUUUAGAGCCCAAAACAACGCCAGUCCUUGGCAACGCGGUGCUGGCUACGAACACUAAUGACGGGGCUUGACUGGCGUUCUGCUCUACCGUAUUUAUUUGAAAAAGGGGGCUGGUGUUUGUUUUAUUAUUGCAUAUCCCGAAUAGCAGCGGCGAAAGGCAGCUGACUG